This is a messenger RNA of Plasmopara halstedii, 1158 nucleotides long. RefSeq lists its product as hypothetical. The record is from RefSeq and is a predicted model, not a curated record. Lineage: Eukaryota; Oomycota; Peronosporomycetes; Peronosporales; Peronosporaceae. The transcript has a single exon. Gene Ontology annotation, molecular function: oxidoreductase activity; FMN binding. Bases 1 to 1158 code for a protein of 385 amino acids.
AUGACGGUACCUCUUAAGGAUUAUACGCUCUUCACUCCAUACAAGCUCUCCGACAGUCUUGAGCUCAAGAAUCGCAUCGUUAUGGGUCCACUCACUCGUGCUCGAUGUGACCCUGUCACCCAUGAGGCUGGACCCAUGCAAGUCGAAUAUUACUCACAACGUGCUGGUGCUGGUCUUAUUAUCACCGAAGCCGUUGCCGUUUCAGUACAAGGCUUUGGCUGGUACGGUGCUCCUUGCAUGUAUACGGAAGCUCAUCGUGAUUCAUGGAAGCCAGUCGUGGAAGCUGUUCACGCGAAGGGUGCCAAGAUUUUUAUGCAAAUUUGGCAUAUUGGGCGUCAAGGUCACCCAAGCUUUAGUGGGGAUGUGGUCGGACCCUCUGCUAUUGGCCCUGUCUCUGGUCAUACUCGUAAUGUUGAUGCCGAAUCUGCUCCUUACGAACUCUGCCGUGAGCUUUUGACUGAGGAAAUUCCUGGAGUGAUUCAAGAUUUCUGCAAAUCUGCUCGUCUAGCUAAAGAAGCUGGAUUUGAUGGAGUUGAUAUCCACGCCGCUAACGGGUAUCUACCUGACACAUUCCUUCAGUCAGCUACGAAUAAACGAACGGAUAAAUACGGAGGGUCCAUUGAAAACCGUGCAAGGUUUUUAGUAGAACUUGUCGAAGCUCUCCAGAACGAGUGGCCUGCAGAGCGUAUUGGGCUACGGCUGUCACCCAAUGGCUUCUACGGCGACACUGGGAGCGCUGAUAACUACGAAACGUGCUGCUAUGUCGCUGAUAAGUUGAGUACAUUUGGCCUUGCCUAUUUGGCUACUCUAGAUGGGUUUGGCUUUGGCUUUCAAGACAAAGGUCCUUUGACGAAGCCAUUUGAUGUGAAGAAGAAUUUCAAGGGCACAGUGAUGGCGGCCAACAGCUACAGCCGCGAUACUGGUGAAGGGGUUCUACUGAGCGGCGCAGCAGACCUCGUAUCUUAUGGACGUCCGUACAUUUCAAAUCCCGAUUUGGCAGAGCGCUAUUUUAACGACUGGCCACUAAACGAGCCUGCUGGUUACGACACCUGGUUUGGCACGCGCAUGCCGGGACCUCAAGGCUACACCGAUUUUCCGACUUACAGUGCUGACUCAGAUUUAGACAAGUUAUCUAGCUUGAUAUCUUCUUAUACUUGA